Bacidia gigantensis is the source of this 2415-nucleotide messenger RNA. It is a transcript of the gene DBP4, whose product is annotated as ATP-dependent RNA helicase dbp4. The coding region runs from base 1 to 2415 and encodes 804 amino acids. Gene Ontology annotation, cellular component: nucleus. Gene Ontology annotation, biological process: rRNA processing. Gene Ontology annotation, molecular function: nucleic acid binding; ATP binding. The transcript has a single exon. The record is from RefSeq and is a predicted model, not a curated record. Lineage: Eukaryota; Fungi; Ascomycota; Lecanoromycetes; Lecanorales; Ramalinaceae.
AUGCCAGUGAGCACGACGCCCCAUCCGAAAUCUCUGAAGAGGAAAAGGGCAGAAGAUCUAGGAGCACUGGACAAGCGAGUGAACGAGAUCGACUUGAAAGAGGAUCUGGAUGCUUUCGCACAACUUCCCCUAUCACAGCCAACAGCUGCAGGCUUGGAUAGUUCGCAUUUUAAGAUACUUACCGAGAUUCAAAGACAAGCUAUUCCUCGUGGGCUGCAAGGCUUCGACAUUCUUGGGGCUGCAAAGACUGGCAGUGGAAAGACUCUUGCGUUCCUUGUCCCAGUACUAGAGAUUCUCUACAGAAAAGCAUGGACCGAACAUGAUGGCUUGGGAGCCCUCAUAUUAUCACCAACACGGGAAUUGGCAAUCCAGAUUUUUGAAGUCUUGCGAAAGAUUGGUCGAUACCACACGUUUUCGGCCGGCCUUGUAAUUGGCGGAAAGAGUCUUCAAGAGGAGCGCGAGCGACUUGGAAGAAUGAACAUUCUAGUAUGCACGCCUGGAAGAAUAUUGCAGCAUAUGGAUCAGACUUCUACGUUUGAGAUUGAUAACCUCCAAACGUUGGUGCUUGACGAAGCGGACAGGAUAAUGGACAUGGGCUUCCAGAGCACGGUUGAUGCAAUUGUUGAGCACCUACCGAAAAAAAGACAGACGCUUCUGUAUUCUGCUACGCAGACGAAGAAGGUAUCUGACCUUGCUAGACUAAGUCUAAAAGACCCAGAGUAUAUAUCUGUUCAUGAGACAGCUGGUAGUGCUACGCCUUCUACGCUUCAGCAGAAUUACAUCGUUACACCUCUUCCAGAAAAGUUAGACACAUUAUGGAGCUUUCUGAGAUCAAAUCUUAAGUCCAAAAUUCUAGUGUUCUUCUCUUCAGGCAAACAAGUCCGAUUCGUGUAUGAAUCUUUCCGACAUAUGCAGCCCGGUAUCUCUUUGAUGCAUUUGCAUGGCCGUCAAAAGCAAGGUGCCAGGCUUGACAUUACUUCUAAAUUUGCAACCUCCAAAUACUCUUGUCUUUUUGCGACUGACGUUAUCGCGCGAGGCCUGGAUUUCCCAGCCGUUGACUGGGUGAUACAGCUUGAUUGUCCAGAAGACGCUGAUACAUAUAUCCAUCGAGUAGGCAGGACUGCUCGCUACGAACGGGACGGGAAAGCUGUGCUAUUUCUUGAGCCCACCGAGGAAGAAGGGAUGAUCAAGCGGCUGGAACAAAAGAAAGUAACAUUAGAAAAGAUCCAUGUCAGGCAGAAGAAGCAGCAGAGUAUUCAAAGCCAGCUUCAAAACAUGUGUUUCAAAGAUCCUGAAUUGAAGUACUUAGGUCAGAAAGCUUUCAUUUCCUACGUUCGCUCUGUGCAUAUUCAGAAAGACAAGGACGUCUUCAAAUUGAACGAUUUACCACUUGAAAAGUUCUCGGACAGUCUAGGCUUACCAGGCGCACCAAGAAUCAAAUUUGGGAAGGGCGACACCAUGAAAGCGCUGAAAAACGCUCCGAGAGGCGUCGCUCCAUCAUCUGCUUCCGAGGCUGAUGAGCCGGACAGUCAGCCUAAGGAAACUAACAACGCCAGAGAGAAAGGCACACGAACAAAGUACGAUCGAAUGUUCGAGCGCAAAAAUCAAGACAUUCUUACAGACCACUACAGCAAACUCAUCUCUCACAAAGCACCCCAGCAAUCGGCAUCAAGUGCCAACGACUCAAGCGACGAAGAAGAACUCGGGUUUAUGAAAGUGAAGCGCCGCUUAAGCAACACAGCCGUCUCCGCCUCAACAAGCGACGACCACACCAGAAUAACGGCACCAACACGUAGAGAUGCGCCUGCUCACACUACUAGCGGGAUAGGCAAGAACAACAUCUCAGCACGCGCCACCAACGGCUUACUCACGGACCAGGCUCUAGUAAUCGACUCCAAGCGGCGCGAGAAGCUGUUGAAGUCGAAAAAGAAACUCCUCAAGUACCAGGAGAAAGGGAAGAAGUUGGUGUAUGAUAGCGACGGCAAUGCGCAUGAGAUCUAUGAGCUUGAAGAUGAAGAGAAGUUUAGAGCGCAGGGUUUGGCGGAUGCGCAAAAGGCUGGUUUCGUGAGUAGGGAGAAGGAGAGGCUGAAGGCUGCGGAUUUGGUAGAUAAGGAAUCUGUCAAAGCCAAGAGGAGAGAGAGACGUGAGAAGAAGAGGGCAAAGAUGAGAGAGGGUGGUGAUGGAGGUGAGGAGGAAGAAGGAUACGGAGGAGGUGUACAACUUGUGCCCUUCGAGGAAGGUGAUGGGGACUUUGGUGGCCUGAGCGACGUUGAAGAAACUGAUGAGAUUUGUCAGGCGAAGAAGAAAAGGGAGAGGCAGCGGAAAGCCAAUUUUGAGGAUGGAGAGGAUGGGCUUGAAGGGUCGGAAAGACUUGAAGAUCUUGAGGCUGUAGUAUCUGGUUUACUCAAUGAAUGA